AAUACGUAUUCAGAACACGUAUGGAGUUCGUUGUUCCUGGGAGAACCGCCAUGUUUCUUGGAUGAAGAAGAUCAACCACGCCAUUGUGCGCGUCAUACUAUUCCUCGAACAAUUUAUUUAAAAUUUCUGCCGACGAUAAGAAGAAAGAAUUUUCUGAAAUCUACAACAUCAUUUAAGUCAUUUAUCGUCGAAUCUGAACAGCAGCUGUAACGAUAGAAGGGUUAUAAAUUUAUCGUGGUGUGAUAAAUGUGCGAGCAACAUGUAUAGCAACAACAUUGAUCCUUGGGAGCCAGGUUAUGGACCAGAAAGAAGGGGGCACACUUCUGAUUACGAUUACCGUAAUGACUAUGGAAACAAUCGAUCACCUGAUUAUGGAGAGCAUCGUGAUUCAGAUCAUCGUGAUAGAGAUCAUCGUAGUCCAGAUUACAGAAAUCAUCGUGGAAGAGACAGAGACCGCGAAAGAGAUCGUUCAAGAGAUAGGAGAGAUCGUAGCAGGGAUGAUAGAGACCGUAGUUAUAGAGAUCGAGAAGAUCGUUAUGGAAGGCAAAGAGAUAGAGAUUCUACAGAAAGGGAUCGUGAUCGUGAUCGGGACAGGGAUCGUGAUAGGGACAGAGAACGAUCAAGAAGGGAUAGGGACAGAGAUAGGGAUAGAGAACGUAGAGGAAAAAGAGAGGACAGAGAUAGGGAUCGCGAUGAUGACCACAGUCGUGAAAGUUUGGACUUUGAUCAUGACCAUGGUCGUGCUUAUGGCUCGUCCAUGGAAGGCAUCCACUACAAAUCUCAAUCUCCCAACAACACCAUAAUGAUUCGAGGGCUCGCGCAGCAUAUUACUGAAAAUGACGUGCGGCAAGACAUCCUCAACUGUGGUCUCAUGCCAAAGGACAUCAGGCUUAUUCGGAAAAAAGAUACAGGUGCUUCGCGAGGUUUUGCAUUCGUCGAGUUUAACGCGACUCAGGAGGCUGCACGGUGGAUGGAGAUGAAACAGGGAGUCCUGAUGCUACAGGAUCAAUAUCGUGCAUUAAUGCAGUACAGUAUACCGAAGGAUUGUCAUGUGGAUAAACCACCUGCAAAGAAUACACAAGACUGGCAUUGUGUAAAGUGUGGAGCACAUAAUUUCAAAAGACGUGAAACAUGUUUCAAAUGUUCUGCUUCACGAGCAGAAAGCGAAGAAGGUGGAGAAGGUAGCGAUGAAAUUAGUCCACAUCCUACCAAUACUGUUCUCCUUAGAGGACUAGAUGUAUUAACCACUGAAGAUUCGGUUCUUCAAGCAAUGAAAAAUCUAUCAUCGAUGCCAAUUAGGAGUAUACGUAUUGGACGGGAUUCUCUUACAAACACAUCAAGGGGUGUUUGUUAUUUAGAAAUGGGUAACGUUGUGGAUGCAAUGUAUUUGCAUACAGCACUUACGAAACAAGGAUUAGUCGUUGACGGUAGGAAAGUAGAAAUUGCAUAUUGCAAGUUACAUCAGAUUAAUAAUACGAAUGCAUGGAAGUCUAACGAUAAUCAGUCGCAGAGGUACACCUUGGAUGAUGUAGCUCAAUUAGCAGAAUAUAGCGCCAAUUUAUAUGCCAAAACACCAGCACAAAAAGCUCAUUAUCUUCAGUAUUAUACACAGUACUACCAGAAUCAGAUAAUGCAAGGAACAGCUAUUACAUUACCUUCAUUGAACCAAACGGACAGAGUAAAUGCAGCUGCUGCAGUGGCUCAAUCUGCUAUACAACAACUGCAAGCAUCCAGAAAGAUAGGCGAUGCAGAUGAAAUGAAAGGCAGACCAACUCCUACUGCGCCAACUAGCACAACUUUAGCAAGUGGAAGGGUUCCUGCUCAUGCAAAUGAUGGAAAAGUUUACUCUGUGCCUGAUGUCAGCACCUAUCACUAUGACGAAUCUUCGGGUUAUUAUUAUGAUCCAAGUACAGGAUUGUAUUAUGAUCCUAACUCACAAUACUAUUACAAUAGCCACACGCAACAAUUUCUUUAUUGGGAUGCAGAAUCAUUUUCCUACCAACCAGCGAAGACAACCACAACCGUUACCCCAACAACAGGAACUGCUACUACAAGUGGAACUACGAUAACAGCAACUGCUAGUAGUACCGAUUCGGCUACAACAGUUAUGAGUCAAGCUAUCCCAUCUUCAACAACUACAACUCAAGAUGUAUUGAAGGAGGAUGAAAGUAAGAAAAAAGACAGUAAACAGGAUAAAGUAAAGGUUGCAAAGAAAAUAGCAAAGGACAUGGAACGUUGGGCAAAAACUUUAAAUCAAAAGAAAGAAAAUGCCAAAAGUAAUUGGAAUUCAGAAUUUACUGGAGGUGAUGGUAAUCAAGGUGUAGGAAGUGGUGCAGCCGAUGCUGGUUACGCUAUAUUGGAAAAGAAAGCCCUUACAAAUCCAUAUCACGAAGAUGAGGAUCCCAGUGGAAGUAACGGAUUAGUAGCUGCUUAUGGUGGUGGAAGUGACACAGAGGAGGAAAUUGAGGAUGUCCAACAAGAGGAAAGGCAGCAUACGGAUUGGAGCAAAUUAGCUUGUUUACUUUGUAAACGACAAUUCCCGAGCAAAGAAGCGUUGCUUCGGCAUCAACAAUUAUCAGAUCUUCAUAAGCAAAACUUAGAAAAUUGGUAUCAGGUGCGCGGUUUAGAUCCGAAUGAUCCUCAACAAAGAAACAAUAAGUAUCGAGAUAGAGCUAAAGAAAGGCGAGCCAAAUAUGGCGAACCAGAACCACCACAACCUAAUAAAUUAAAAGAAAAAUAUUUAAAAACCAGAGUAGAAGACAUAUCCGUUUCUUAUGAAGAACCUACAAGAACAGGUAUUGGAUCGGAUAACGUUGGCAAUAAAUUAUUACAAAAGAUGGGAUGGAGUGAAGGAAUGGGCCUUGGUAAAUCAAAUCAAGGUAGAACAAGUAUCAUUGAAGCAGAAAGACGAGUUCCUACCGCGGGUUUAGGAGCUAAAUCAUCAUCUUAUAGUGCGCUACCCGGGGAUACAUACAAGGAUUGUGUAAAGAAAAUGAUGUAUGCUCGUUAUCAGGAAUUAUCCGAUACGUAAUACGUUAAGUAUUGUUAAAUAGAUUUUAUAUAUAUAUGUAUAAGAACUUGUAUUCAAAUUUUCCAUAGAUAUGUAGUUAUAUAUCCACAUUAUCUGAUAAACAUGAAAUAUGUCAGAAACUGCACAGUAAUAAUCGGUUUUUAAGACUACAUUUAGUUUGAUGAAAAUUUAUUAUUUUUCACAUAAAAUAUCUUUGUUCUUUCGUGUAUACUUACCGAUAGACAAAGUAGCCGAAUAAUAAUAAUAAUAAUAAUAAUAAUAAUAAUAAUAAUAAUAAUAAUAAUAAUAAUAUUAAUAAUAAUAAUAUAUACUCUACAGAAAAUACGCUACUACCAGAAAAAUAAGGUGAAAAUUGAUAACAAUUUUAUUUAUGCAAUGGCACCCUUAAAUUAAUCUUACAAUGCUCAAUAAUUUUUUUUCACACAUAGCAUUUCUAUACCUUAAAUCACAAUCAUGUUAGGAUUAACCUUCGAAGGAAUUCCGUACCACAUUCUCUAAACUACUUUAUAGUAACGCAUGAAAAUUUUUGUAUCAAUCAUAAUAAUAUGUGAUGAUACCUAAAAAUAAAAUAUAUAAUUUAGCAUUAAUA
Messenger RNA from Vespa mandarinia (Asian giant hornet), 3620 nucleotides. Its product is annotated as RNA-binding protein 5. The record is from RefSeq and is a predicted model, not a curated record. NCBI's taxonomy places the organism in Eukaryota, Metazoa, Arthropoda, Insecta, Hymenoptera, Vespidae. Gene Ontology annotation, biological process: mRNA splicing, via spliceosome. Gene Ontology annotation, cellular component: nucleus. Gene Ontology annotation, molecular function: RNA binding.